AUGGAAAUUAUCCUUGCUAUUAACGCGGGGUCGAGCUCUGUCAAAAUCUCGGUCUACUUGGCCGAGGCCAAGCAGUCACCCCACCAGAUUGCAGAGACAUCUAUCAGUGGUCUGACGGCCCCACCGGCUCAGGUUUCUUACACCCGCGGCGGUGUCGAGGUCAAGAAGAACGAGGAUCUGGAGGACAAGGUGUCGACACAGGAUGAUGCUUUCAAGGUGCUCCUUAAGAUCCUGAUCGAUGACCGGGAACUGCCCGAGAUCAAGCAAAAGGCUGACAUUGCCUUGACCUGCCAUCGCAUCGUGCAUGGAGGCGAUUACCCUUGCUCUCAAGUCAUCACCCAGGACACCUAUCACCACCUAGAGGAGCUCAGCGACCUUGCCCCGCUGCAUAACGGCCCGGCCCUUGAUAUCGUAAACUCGUGUGUGGAGCAGCUGCCCGACGCUGUCAACGUUGCAUGCUUUGACACACAGUUUCACUCCACCAUUCCCGAGCAUGUCCGCACAUACCCCAUCAACCAAGAAAUUGCCAAAAAGAAUCACCUGAGAAAGUUUGGGUUCCAUGGCGUCAGCUAUUCCUUCAUCACUCGAUCCGUCGCCGAGUUCCUCGGUAAAGACAUCAAAGACCUGAACAUCAUCGCUCUUCACCUGGGGAGUGGUGCGAGUGCUUGCGCCAUCCGAAACGGUCAGAGUUGGGAUACUAGCAUGGGAUUGACUCCCGUGGCAGGCUUGCCCGGAGCCACGAGAAGUGGGAGUGUAGAUCCGAGUCUCGUCUUCCACUACGCGAGCGAUGUCGGAAAGCUUUCCCCUAAUUCAACGUCGAAGCUGCAUCUUACCGAGGCUGAAGAGAUUCUCAACAAACAAAGCGGAUGGAAGGCCCUGACAGGAACGACCAAUUUUGGCGUCAUUGCUUCUUCGGAUGAGCCUACACACAAACUCGCUUUCGAAAUUUUUGUCGACAGAAUAUGCGCCUUCGUCGGUUCUUACUUUGUCGCCCUUCACGGCGAUGUGGAUGCAUUGGUCUUCGCAGGUGGCAUCGGCGAGAAGAGCGAUAAGCUGCGGAAACGCGUCGUAGAGCAGUGUACCUGCCUGGGUUUCACUAUCGAUGACGAUCUCAACAGCAAGAAAAUCGUUGAGGCGGUGCAGGAAGUAGGUAAAAACAGAGCCAAGUGCCGCACGCUGGUCUGCCAAACAGAUGAACAGUACGAGAUGGCGAGGCUCUGCACCCAAAAGGAGGAACUCUGGAAGCAGGCGUAG
Colletotrichum orchidophilum is the source of this 1254-nucleotide messenger RNA. RefSeq names its product acetate kinase. Gene Ontology annotation, biological process: phosphorylation; acetate metabolic process. The record is from RefSeq and is a predicted model, not a curated record. The coding region runs from base 1 to 1254 and encodes 417 amino acids. NCBI's taxonomy places the organism in Eukaryota, Fungi, Ascomycota, Sordariomycetes, Glomerellales, Glomerellaceae. The transcript is spliced from 2 exons. Gene Ontology annotation, molecular function: acetate kinase activity.